CCGCCCUCUGCUCCUGCCUAUCUAUCACGGUGAAUCCUAGCUUGAAAUCAUCGUAUCGCUAGUCGUGGUACCGCAGAUGAAGCCGUCUUCAGAACCAGCGAGCGCUAUGAGGACAGGAGGACACUGGCUUCAUGUGCUCGAGUAUGCCGAUCGUUUUCGGACCCGGCUCUGGACGUCCUCUGGGGGACCCUAGACGACGUACUGCCUCUCUUAAGCAUAUUUUCAUGCUUAACAGAAGUGAACGAGCUUCAAAUCUUCGCUGGUGACCUCAGCACGGAGUGGCCUCGCUUUCAGUGGUAUGCCCAACGUGUCCGCACCCUGAACUACUCAAGUCGCGACGCUCGCGAGAUCCACUCCUCGGUAUGGGUACAUCUCGCUCGGAGAUGCAGCGGCCAAGGACUAUUGCCGAAUUUACGGAAUCUCGCAGCCGUUGAUAUCUCGCUAUCCGACGUCGCCCCAGUGACCCUAUUGCUUUCGUCCACCAUCUGCGACCUUCAUGUAGGCUUCGACGAAAAAACGGUAGAAACUUCCAGUAUCUCACCAAUCGCCGCUGCCUUAUUCCGCGACAUCGUGAAUACCACCGCACCGCACCUCACGGCCCUAUCCCUGUUUGAGACAUUCCCCAUUGCCUCGCCAGAUGUAGCCCUCCUCGGCCGCUGUAACAAUCUGUGUUGCCUCUUCCUUACCGGCGGUGAUGAAACAGUUCUCGAUGCAGGCGCUAUUCGCGUCCUGGAGCACUUGGGUCUUCUUGAAUCUUUGUCUUUGGCGAUUCGACUGGAUGGGUGCAACACGGCCGCUGAUCUUGGCUUGGAGAUCGGGUUUCCCGAGCUCGACCACCUUUGCGUGUCGGGAAGCUCCCUCGACGUCUCAAAUUUCGUCAUCGCCGCUAAUCUAGCCACGCUGGAUAUGCUCGAAGUGACCCUCGUCGGUUUGACGAACAGAUCGGACGUGGAGGAAUGCGCAAAUAAACUAGGUGCCUACCUCCCUCGGGGUUUACCAAAGGUGCACCUGAGGGUCUCAACAAUGUCUCCACGUUCCCCCAGGGCCGUUCUCGCCGACAUCCUUGAACCCUUCUUUGCGUUGUCACGCUUGAAGUCGUUUGAGUGCGACCUUGGCGCCCACAUUCCCCACAUGUCUGACGAUGAUUUCGUGAAUAUGGCGGGCUUUUGGCCAAAACUCGAAUGGCUCGGCAUCGGGCCUGUAUGGGGGCCACGCGAGCGCGAUUUGAACACCGUCCGCUGGCCCACGAUCGACAACCUGGUCGGUUUGGCGCAGCAAUGUCCGCGCUUGCGUAUUGUCAACCUCCCCAAUCUCAAUACCGCAUCUCUGCCCUUACCGGAGGAGUUGCCCGUGCUUGGCCGGUCGAGGACGCAGUGGCUCAAGCUCGGCUGGUUAUCUGAAUGCGAUCCCCACGUGUACUUCGACCUCGCCGUUCUGCUUGACAGGCUGUUCCCGAGACUCGAGAAGUUCGAAGUCCGUAACUUCGACCAGGCGGAGGGGGGCCGCCAGGUGUUUCGGUACUUGCAGGCGAUGCAGACUGGGCGCAAGCACUCCCGGGUGUUUCGGCAGGAACCUGAGACGGAGGUGCUCACAUCGGAGGACUCCUCGGAGGAAGAGGAGGACGAGUAG
Messenger RNA from Trametes versicolor FP-101664 SS1, 1629 nucleotides. RefSeq lists its product as uncharacterized. NCBI's taxonomy places the organism in Eukaryota, Fungi, Basidiomycota, Agaricomycetes, Polyporales, Polyporaceae. The coding region runs from base 907 to 1629 and encodes 240 amino acids. The transcript is spliced from 3 exons. The record is from RefSeq and is a predicted model, not a curated record.